Cyprinodon variegatus (sheepshead minnow) is the source of this 1977-nucleotide messenger RNA. Its product is annotated as protocadherin gamma-A10-like. Gene Ontology annotation, molecular function: calcium ion binding. Gene Ontology annotation, cellular component: plasma membrane. The record is from RefSeq and is a predicted model, not a curated record. Lineage: Eukaryota; Metazoa; Chordata; Actinopteri; Cyprinodontiformes; Cyprinodontidae. Gene Ontology annotation, biological process: homophilic cell-cell adhesion. Bases 76 to 1977 code for a protein of 633 amino acids. The transcript is spliced from 3 exons.
GAGAAUUGCGAAUUUGUAAGGCUUAGAUUGUUCUUUAUAUGAUUCGUUCUUCAUGCGGAUUUAAAUUCGUCAGCAAUGAUGAAGUCUAUAUUCGCCUUUGUUCUCUCUUGGGGAUUUAUUAUAUUCAUUCUUUGCAUCAACGUCGCCCAUGGAGAUAUGAGCUAUUCUAUCCAGGAGGAAAUGAAACGCGGAUCAGUUAUUGGAAAUAUCGCCAAGGAUCUCGGGCUGCAAAUAGAUGCGCUGUCCAAAAGAAGAGCCCGCAUUGAUACCGAGGAGACGGAUAAACGUUACUGUGACAUAAACCUGAAGAAUGGGGAGCUGAUCGUGGCCGAAAGAAUCGACCGAGAGGAGCUGUGUGAUGAAAAAGCUUCAUGCAUCUUAAAACAAGAGCUAGUUUUGGAAAACCCACUCGAGCUGCAUCGGAUCAGCCUCCAUGUUCAAGAUAUUAAUGAUAACUCCCCGCAGUUCAACGAAAAGAUGAUCAUUCUUGAAAUUCACGAGUUAACAGACAGAGGAGCUCGCUUUAUUAUCGAGGAGGCGCGCGAUGCGGAUGUAGGACAAAAUUCAGUUCAGCAGUACAGCCUCGAACAGAAUGAAAAUUUCAUUUUAGCCGCAAAAGGAAACACUGUGGAGCUUGUUUUAGAUAAAGAGCUUGAUCGUGAAAAACAGAAGGAAAUUAAUUUGCUCCUCACAGCUUUAGAUGGUGGAUCUCCUCAGAGAUCAGGUACAGUGGUCAUACAUGUAACUGUGCUGGAUGCUAAUGAUAACGCCCCAGUGUUCAGUCAGGCCGUUUAUAAAGCCAGUCUGCCUGAAAACUCUCCUUUAGAUACUGUAGUGGUUACAGUGAGCGCAACUGAUGCAGAUGAGGGAGUGAAUGGAGAAGUGACUUAUGAUUUUGGACAUAUUAAUGAGGAAGGGAAGAAGAAGUUUGCAAUUGAUCAUAAAUUUGGAAAAAUAAGUUUAAUUGAUGCUGUAGACUAUGAGAUCACAAAAUCAUAUGAAAUCCGCAUUAAAGCAAAGGAUGGUCUGGGACUGUCAUCUUAUGCCAAGGUUAUUAUUUCUAUUACUGAUGUGAAUGACAACGCCCCUAUAGUGAGUCUGAAAUCACUGACCAAUCCCAUACCAGAAGACACCCCAGCUGGUACAGAGGUUGGCAUCAUUAAUGUACAGGACAGAGACUCAGAGAAUAAUCGACAGGUCCGCUGCUCCGUCCAACAAAACAUCCCUUUUAAAUUAGUUCCUUCAAUCAAAAACUAUUAUUCUCUGGUGACCACAGGAAACCUGGAUCGUGAACUAGUGACUGAUUACAAUAUUACAAUUACUGCAACUGAUGAGGGCUCUCCACCUCUGUCCUCCUCUAAAACUUUCCAGUUAUCUGUAGCUGAUAUUAACGAUAACCCACCUGUGUUUGAGGAACAGUCCUAUAGUGCAUAUAUUAAUGAAAAUAACAAACCUGGCUCCACUUUAUGCUCUGUUUCUGCUCGAGACCCAGACUGGAGACAAAACGGUACAGUGAUUUAUUCUCUGUUACCUGCUGAGGUGAACGGUGCUUCUGUAUCAUCUUAUCUAUCUGUUAAUGGAGACACAGGGGUGAUCCAUGCUGUGAGGUCAUUUGAUUAUGAACAGUUCAGGAGUUUUCAAGUCUAUGUGAUGGCAAGAGACAAUGGUUCUCCUCCUCUCAGCAGUAAUGUGACCGUCAGUGUGUUCAUAUCAGAUGUGAAUGACAACUCUCCUCAGAUUCUCUACCCCACCCUGGAGGCAGCUGCUCAGCUCCUCUACAGUCUGGUGCAGGGGGUGAAAGGUGUUCUCCAUGAUGGAUUUAAGCUUGGACAAAACCCUCCUAUCGGCCACUUUCACCAUCUAGAUCAGAGCGCAGCCCAGCACAGAAGUGACCAUUCUCAUCAGCUUAUUCAGUCUCUUUCUGUUCUGAUCUGCGCUGCCAGGGCCCCAGCAGACGAUGGCGUAGAGGAGGGCUGA